Messenger RNA from Cheilinus undulatus (humphead wrasse), 1328 nucleotides. Its product is annotated as alpha-synuclein-like. The coding region runs from base 293 to 682 and encodes 129 amino acids. Gene Ontology annotation, molecular function: cuprous ion binding. Gene Ontology annotation, biological process: synaptic vesicle endocytosis; chemical synaptic transmission; synapse organization. NCBI's taxonomy places the organism in Eukaryota, Metazoa, Chordata, Actinopteri, Labriformes, Labridae. The record is from RefSeq and is a predicted model, not a curated record. The transcript has 6 exons. Gene Ontology annotation, cellular component: neuronal cell body; axon terminus; cytoplasm.
UUUAAUCUCUCUCUCUCUCUCUCCAUCACCGAAACGUAGGCGGCGACUGGCAAACCUGUGGAGCCUGUCCGUCCUUUCAGCUCCCUCUCUCCCUGUCUGUCUGGUCUUAAGAUCACCACACACCCCGCUUGUGGAGUAGUUGUAGUUUGGAAACAAUAAAACCGGUUUUGCGUGCUCUUAUUUGUAAGGAAAUCUCAGCUGUCAUCCCGGAAGACUCAUCUUAUUGUCGCCUUGAGGAGAGUUGAAGCGAACAGCUGUGCGCGCGUGUCAUUUGGGAGCCAAUCAAGCAGCCAUGGAGUCGAUACGAAAGGGUUUCUCAAUGGCCAAGGAAGGGGUCGCGGCAGCGGCGGAGAAAACCAAGCAGGGAGUGACUGGAGCUGCUGAGAAGACGAAAGAUGGGGUUAUGUUUGUCGGUACUAAAACAAAGGAUGGAGUCACAACAGUUGCUGGUAAAACUGUCACUGGAGUAGCUCAGGUGGGCGAAGCUAUGGUUACCAGUGUAACCAGUGUGGCCCAGAAAACAGUGGAGAGUGCAGGCAACAUUGCUGCUGCAACUGGAUUGGUCAAGAAGGAUCCGGCUAAACAAGGCGAGGACCCAGCCGCAGCACAGAACCUGGCAGAGUCACCUGUUUGCACCGAUCCUGCUGAGAGUGCAGAGGACUCUGAUAACGGCCUGAACUGAACGGACCGAGGGCUUCACAAUCACCAACAGACACAUUCCACGUUGCCCUGCCAAGUCCCGUUGUGCCUCGUUAUCGUCCUUUUAUGGAGUCCGUGCCCCACAUAUGUGUGUGUGUAUUGUUAUGUAAGUUCAGCAGUGUGUGUAAAUGUAAAUAAAGAUGACUCUCUCUAGUGUGUUUGUGUGUGUGUGACUCAUCGACAUCAGCCCUAAAGGGGAUGUCAGGUGUGUGUCAUCUGUGACCAGCUGUCAUUUACAGUGUUUCCCUUCCACUGAGAAUGCCUCCUGGUCACUGUGAGGAUGUGUGUGAGUGUUUCUCAGUCUAAACGUGUGGCUAUGUCAAAAACUCAAACAUGGAAAUACACUUUACCACUUCAAACACCUAAGUGUCUCUAUAUCAAUGAACAGUGAUGUCUGAAAUGGAAGCAUAAUGAUAGUCUCUAUUUUUGUCUGUACAGUGUCACUGUUUUUGCGAUGGAUUUUAAAGUUGCUGAGCUUUUUGUGCAUUCAUAUUGUAUUUUUUAGGUUGUCGAUGCUAUUAAAGAUAUAAAACAUACUGAAUGGACUUUUAAUCCAAGAGCAUGUAAAGCAAUGCAGGUUCCCUGCUGUGAUAUGGAUUUAUUUGGAGUUACGUGUUCAAUAAAGUGUA